Messenger RNA from Meriones unguiculatus (Mongolian gerbil), 2816 nucleotides. RefSeq names its product regulator of chromosome condensation 1 (gene Rcc1). Gene Ontology annotation, cellular component: cytoplasm. The coding region runs from base 593 to 1897 and encodes 434 amino acids. The record is from RefSeq and is a predicted model, not a curated record. Gene Ontology annotation, molecular function: guanyl-nucleotide exchange factor activity. NCBI's taxonomy places the organism in Eukaryota, Metazoa, Chordata, Mammalia, Rodentia, Muridae. The transcript is spliced from 11 exons.
GUGAGGGGAGGCCUCGCGACUUUGGGUGAUGAGGUUGUAAUAGCAGGGUACUCCGGACAUGGGGGACAGCGCAUGCAACCGCUAGAGUGUUGGGGGUCACAGACAUCAGUGGUGUGUGGAGCUUGUGGGAACGGUUUGAGUGGGUGCAGAGGACACAGAAGGCUGCUUCACCCAAGAACAGCAUCCUAAUGGAGCUCAGAAGAGAUGAGUUAGAAGUGAUUCACCGGUUCUGGGUUGCAGACAACUAAAAACAGGGGCCUAGAUCGGGGCCCGCUAGAGCCUCUUAAACCUUAGUUUCUUCACUAUAAAGUGAAGGUAAUGCGUCCUGUAAUCUGCACAAAGGCAGUGAGUGGCUCUGAUCUGCUAGAAGCUAUGGCUCCUCUCCCUAGUUAAAAAUUGACAGAGAGCCCCAGGCAGUACCACACACUUGCUGGACCUGGCUGAGGGACUUGCUGCGAGGUGUGUUAGCUCACUUCCUGUCAGCUCACAGGAGCAGCCUCCACAGGCCUUCCCUUUUCUGGUAACCGUUCCCACACCUUUUCCUGAUGGGGACAGGCCUUGACCCCGAAGACGGUCACACACUGACAGGAAGAUGCCACCCAAGCGCAUAGCUAAGAGAAGGUCACCCCCAGAAGAUGCUCUCCCCAAAAGCAAGAAGGUGAAAGGCCCUCGUAACCGCGGUCCUGCCACCCGCUCCUGCCAAGUCUCACACAGGUCCCACAACACAGAACCAGGCUUGGUGUUGACACUGGGCCAGGGCGACGUGGGCCAGCUGGGGCUGGGUGAGAGUGUGCUGGAGAGGAAGAGGCCGACCUUGGUACCCCUUCUACAAGAUGUUGUGCAGGCUGAGGCGGGGGGCAUGCACACUGUGUGCCUGAGCCAAAGUGGCCAGGUCUACUCCUUCGGCUGCAAUGAUGAGGGUGCCCUGGGAAGGGACACAUCAGUCGAGGGCUCAGAAAUGGUCCCUGGGAAAGUGGAUCUGCAAGAGAAGGUGAUACAAGUGUCCGCAGGAGACAGUCACACAGCAGCCCUCACUGAAGAUGGUCGUGUCUUCCUGUGGGGCUCUUUUCGGGACAAUAAUGGUGUGAUUGGGUUGUUGGAGCCAAUGAAGAAGAGCAUGGUGCCUGUUCAAGUGCAGCUGGACAUGCCUGUAGUCAAGGUGGCCUCAGGGAACGACCACUUGGUGAUGCUGACGGUUGAUGGAGACCUCUAUACCUUGGGUUGUGGAGAGCAGGGUCAGCUGGGCCGUGUCCCGGAGUUAUUUGCCAAUCGAGGUGGCCGUCGGGGCCUUGAGCGACUCCUGGUCCCCAAAUGUGUGCUGCUGAAAUCCAGGGGAAGCCGGGGCCGCGUGCGUUUCCAGGAUGCCUUCUGUGGCGCCUAUUUCACUUUCGCCAUCUCUCGUGAGGGCCAUGUGUAUGGCUUUGGCCUCUCCAACUAUCACCAGCUCGGAACUCCAGGCACUGCAUCUUGCUUCGUUCCUCAGAACUUGACAUCCUUCAAGAAUUCCACCAAGUCCUGGGUGGGCUUCUCUGGGGGCCAGCACCAUACAAUCUGCAUGGAUUCAGAAGGAAAAGCAUACAGCCUGGGCCGGGCUGAGUAUGGGCGGCUGGGCCUUGGGGAGGGAGCUGAGGAGAAGAGCAUACCCACCCUCAUUUCCAGGCUACCCGUCAUCUCCUCAGUGGCCUGUGGGGCCUCUGUGGGGUAUGCCGUGUCCAAGGAUGGUCGUGUUUUUGCCUGGGGCAUGGGCACCAACUACCAGCUGGGCACUGGGCAGGAUGAAGAUGCCUGGAGCCCUGUGGAAAUGACUGGCAAACAGUUAGAGAACCGUGUAGUCUUGACUGUGUCCAGCGGGGGCCAGCACACUGUCUUACUGGUUAAGGACAAGGAACAGAGCUGAUGAAGUCUUUGUGGGCCUGGCUUCUGGCCCCCAACCCAGCUUCACAGAACAGGAAAAGAGCCAGCUACAGAUUGCAGAAGGCCCCUCCCCAGCCCUGAGCAGCUGUCAUCUCCUGUUGUUGCCCAUCACCACAGCAGAAUCCUUUUCUUCUGUUUCGUCCUCUUUUCUAGAAUCAUCUUGGUACUUACAGGAUGCAGGGGGAUGGGAAGGGGGUCUCAGAAAGAUCUUUGCUUACCCUAGACUUAUGUCAUUAGACCUUUCCUCCCUUCACUACCCUGCCUCCCGUGGUCCUAGCUGGCCCUGGCUCAUUGCCUACAAAACUCAAAACUUCCUGCCCUGAGGUUUUGGCGUCUGUGCUCUGAAAAGUUGGGACUCCAUCAAGCCCUACUUCCCAUGUGCAAUUCUUUCUGCUCCUAAUAGUAAUUUACAAGGAGACAGAUGGUAUAGUCAUUAGAUGCAUUUUUCAUGGACCCAUGCCUGGGCAGAUCUGGACAAAGGCUUUACAAGGCUCUGGGUGACUAAGCCAAAUAUUUGGCUCUAAACAGGUGUCCAUGGGCAAAAACAGUGACCCACUUGAAAAGAGCCAACUAGCUGUUCUCUGAAAAGCACAAAGCACCCUGCUGUCCCUUGGGUGCCACCUGUGCAUUCCCCAUCCAGUCAGCCUUUCUGCCACAAAGGACUGGAAAGCCAUGCUGGGCUUGGCUGGGCAGUCAGGGCAGGGUUAUGGGAAAGGGAAGUCGUGGGUUUUAGAACAGUGCUGAGGGAGGAAUGGAGGGGAAGGCUUGGAGAGGCAGAGGCUGGUCCUGAGGAAAGGAAGUGUAGUGGCUAAGAAAAUAGUUUUGAUUUUUUAAUUGUAUAAUAUUUUAGAAGGGAGAGUGAAAUCUUUUAACACUUUGAAUAAAUUUAGAGUUUUAUAAAA